Molecule: messenger RNA, 1725 nt
Organism: Colletotrichum destructivum
Lineage: Eukaryota; Fungi; Ascomycota; Sordariomycetes; Glomerellales; Glomerellaceae
Product: Putative oxoglutarate/iron-dependent dioxygenase, non-hem dioxygenase domain-containing protein
Exons: 2
Coding region: 215-1393 (392 amino acids)
Molecular function (GO): 2-oxoglutarate-dependent dioxygenase activity
Source: RefSeq, a predicted model, not a curated record
CACGUCAUUCCCGAGGUCUGUCACUUCAUCGGGAGCCCACGCACUGGCUUACUUAAACAGUUGUGCGUUUACAUUGUAAUAUCACGAACGCGUUGCCCUCAACUAAAUCAAAACAUACGACGAUCUGUGCGAGAAGCCGGUGAAGAACAGGAGGACUCUCCAGACUGUUUGAUUGAGUUCGCUACGCCUUGUAAGACACAGUGAGACAGGCGCGAUGUCUUUCACGUCAAUCCCUAUUCUCGACCUCGCCUUGGCACAGGACCCCGAGACGAAACCCCAGUUUCUCGAGGACCUCCGCCACGCGCUCAUGGAAGUCGGCUUCCUGUAUCUCAAGAACGUCGGCAUCCCCGAUGAGCUAUUCCAGAGGGUCAUCAGGGAGGGCAAGGCCUUCUUUGACAUCCCAACCGAUGAAAAGCUCAGGAUUGAGAUGAAAAACGCCAAGUCUUUUCUGGGAUACUCUCAACUCUCGGCCGAGAUCACGGCCGGCAAGAUAGACCACCGCGAACAGAUCGACCUCUCCACGGAACACCCGCUUCCAAGCCCCGACGAUCCCCUGCAUUACAACCUCCUUGCACCGAACCAGUGGCCCUCGGAAUUCGCCCUUCCCAGCUUCCGUGCCACCUUCACCGAGUACAUGGACCGUAUGGGCGCCAUGUCCAUUGCCUUCACCUCUCUCAUCGCCGAGGCCAUCAAGAUCCCCCCCUCAGCCUUCUCCAAGUAUUUCGACGCCAACCAGCAGCACAAGCUCAAGAUUGUAAAGUACCCGGACCUCCAGGAGCUCGGCAUCACCGACCCGGCCAUCCAGGGCCAGGGCGUCGGCCCGCACAAGGACAGCAUGCUGAGCAGCUACCUCUUGCAGGCGAGCCACCACCGCGGGCUGCAGGUGCAGAACGUGAGGGGAGAGUGGAUCGACGCGCCGCCGGUCGAGGGGACGUUGGUCGUGGCCAUUGGACAGGGACUAGAGGCCCUCACGCAGGGGGUGUGCGUGUCGACGACGCACCGCGUGCUGAGCCCGGCCGCGGGGCAGGGCGCGCGGUUUUCGAUACCGUUCUUCCAGGGGGUGAGGGGCGAUGCUGAAUUCGAGGACCUGGAGACCGUUGGGGUGGGGCAGGUGCCCGAGGACAUCAAGGAGCAGAGAAGGGCGGUACUGGAGAGAAACGGCGGGACAAGGCUGGAUGAUGUCGAGUUCACGUUUCGGAAAGGCGGGGUCGCGAAAACGCUUGGUGAGGCGACGUUGAGGAAUCGCAUCAAAAGUCAUCCGGAUGUCGGGGAGAGGUGGUACCCGGAAAUUUUGGCUGCGAUCCGGGUGGAGGAGGCGAGGGCUGCCGCGGCGAAGGAGGGAAACGCAAAGGGGGUUCCCGCGGCGUCUGCGGUGGCGGUCCCGGCUCAUUAAGAGAAAGAUGCCUCUCAUGUGGGACAGCUUGACAGCAAGAGGCCAGGCUACUUGAAACUUUGUCGAAACGUACAUAGAUCGCUGUCAGGGUGUGUUAGUCUCUCGCGCUCGUGGAGCUGGUGACUGUCGCCUAAGUCAGUUUAGUCGAAGCAAGGAGGCCAAGGUAUAUACGAACGACCGUUAUCAAGUAGCACAUGGCAUCGGCUUUGCGGUUUAGGGACACUGAGCAUUACUACACACGCCAUUUUCUUGCCCUCGUGCCCCUCUGAAAGCAGACUCAUGCCAAUGCUCUGUCACGAGCCCCUCAUGGCACUCCUAUUCGCCAUACGUAU